AGUUGCUUUUUUUCUUUUAAUGACCGUUGAGUUGAUAGUUGAGACCAUAAUAUUAUUCGUCCCAAUGGGCAAGGCGUGAGGUUUGUGUUAAAAAGUUCCGCUCAAAUUUUUCAUAGCCGUUGGACAAAGAAGAAGAUGAGUGGAAUUGAUCUUCGAUUUAGCCUCUCCUCUUGUUGCCUGAAGAGGAAAAGACCCGCCAACAUUCAGAUCCCUACCCUGUUGCAGCCUCAGGAGAUUCAUCCCCACAAACUUGAUCAAGAUGCCACUCCCCCAACUCAUUCCUUCUCUUCCACUGAUUUUGCAGAUCAUGUGGGGGUUUUCUCCGUCAAGGGCAAGAAGAGGUUCAUGGAAGAUACUCACAAGAUCAUUCCUUGCUUGAAAGGCCACUUAAAUAAUGCCUUUUUUGGCGUUUAUGAUGGCCAUGGAGGUAGGAAGGCAGCGACAUUUGUUGCAGAUAAUUUGCACAAUAACAUACUUGAAGUGGUGGCCAAUUGCAUGGGAUCUGCAAAUAAGGAGGAUGCUGUUAAAGCUGCUUUCUUGAAAACGGACCAAAACUUCUUGAAUCUGGGUUUAGGCAGUGGUGUCUGCUGUGUCACAGCUCUGAUACAAGGAGAAGAAGUUAUUAUUUCCAAUUUGGGAGAUUGUAGGGCUGUUCUUUCUAGAGGUGGAGUAGCUGAAGCAGUAACUAAAGACCAUAGAGUUGAACAGGAGGAUGAGCGUAAAAGAAUAGAAAACAAGGGUGGAUAUGUUGAGAUUCAUAGGGGGGCAUGGAGAGUUCAUGGAGUUCUUUCUGUCUCUAGAAGCAUUGGUGAUGCUCAUUUGAAGGACUGGGUGAUUGCAGAGCCUGAUUCAAAGAUCCUGCUUAUUAGUGAAGACAUGGAAUUUCUAGUUCUGGCCACUGAUGGGCUAUGGGAAAAGGUGGAAAACCAAGAGGCUAUUGAUGUUGUGACGCGAUCGCGAUUGAUGGAUCAAAGUUUUGGGCUAUCAAAAGGUUCCUUGAGAAGCAUUAGUCAUAAUUGUUGCUCUGUAAAUCCAAGUGCAUCAAAAGUACGGAAAGUUUCAUUAGUCACGCAACCAAAAGUGGGGGUGGGCCAAUCUUCAAUCUGUGAGAAGCCAAUGGAAAGCUGUGAAGAAGGUGAAUAUGACUAUGCUUGCGAAAUUGAAAGUCCUGGAUCGAAAUCAAGGAGAAUAUCAUUGGUCAGACAUAAAAAGAUGAAGGUAGAAUUUUCACCUAAGGAGAAUAAGGAUUGUUAUAGGAAGAUACCAACCUCCAGUAGACUUGUGGCUGCUUGUAAGGAACUUGUAAAUCUAGCUCUGAGUAGGGGUAGUCUGGAUGACAUUACUGUAAUGGUAAUCGACUUGAAAUACUUUAGGUGCAAGACCAUGCACGAUUCAAUUGGAAUUCCUGCUUGUUUCUCAUUUGGGGAGAGGGCAAGUAAUGAUCCAGGUUCAGUAAUCCGAUCAGGCCAAAGCGUGUUUAUGUCAGUGUAUCAAACAAAGAUCGUUGGUCAGUGUCGUCUAAUCACAGUGACUUGGUGUAAGAAUCUGUUACUCCAUGGUCUUUCCAUCUGUGUUCAAGGACCAGAAGGAAACGAGCAAUAUCAAUGUAAGGUUGAGAUGAAGCCAUGGUACUUCUGGAGAAAACAAGGUUCUAAGCAUUUUGAAGUUGAAGGAAGAGCUGUGGAUGUGGUUUGGGACCUCAAGAGUGCUAAAUUCAAUGGAGAGACAGAACCACAGUCAGAUUACUAUGUAGCAGUUGUCUGCGAAGAGGAAGUUGUUUUGCUUAUUGGGGAUCUCAAGAAAGAUGCUUUCAGAAAGACAGGUUGUCGGCCAGCUUUGAUUGAGCCAACUCUUGUUUCAAAGAAAGAACAUGUAUUUGGGAAGAAAAUGUUCUCCACCAGAAUUCAGUUCCAUGAGAAAGGCAAGCUCCACACCAUCUCAAUUGAGUUCAUCAAUGUCAACAAUACAAAUCCCAGUUUAUCCGAUUCAUUCGACCCAGAACUAGAGAUGAGGAUCGAUGGCCAACCAGCAAUCAAGAUCAAACACCUUCAUUGGAAAUUCAGAGGCAAUGAAUCUAUAUUAAUCAGCAGAACAAGAUUAGAAGUUUACUGGGAUGUUCAUGAUUGGCUGUUUGGUUCUGGUCCAAGAUACGGGCUUUUCAUAUUCAGGCCAAUCUCAUCAUGGUCUGAAUCUCCAUCAUCAUCACUUCCAUCAACAUCACCUACUCCUCCACCAACAUCUUCUUUAACAUCAACUACAGGAAUGUCCAUUAGAGAAGUUAUUUCUACUUCUGGAGAGGUUGAACAUGCUGCUGGAUCAUCCAAAUUUUGCUUAUUUCUCUAUGCUUGGAAGAUUGAAUGAAGAAUGCUGGAUAAUGCAAACCCAAAGAUAUGGUAAAAACAAAACUGGGUUAUCUGCAAGUUUACAAAUUUAGAAUUGAUGAACAAGAUUUAGCUCCCAAUUCCAAUUCCCCAGAAGAAGAAAAAAUCAAAGAAUACAACAACAGAGAAAAGAGAGAGAAAGAGAGAAAAAAAAAAGAAUAUUUUAGAAAAUUGAUGAACAACAAAAUGGACCCAUCAAGAGAGAGAAAGAAGAGGUAAGAAUAGAGGGAUUGAAUUAUAAAAGGACAGGAUUAGACAUGCCAGAUAGGAAAUCAUCUUCAUCCCCAAUUAUCAAUCCCUAUCCUCAUUGCCCAUCACCAGUCCAUUAUAAUCUCACAGUCACCGGUUUGUGCUCUCUCUCUCUCUCUCUCUCUCUCCCCUUUAUUUUUUUAUUUUUAUUUGUGUUUUUCUUAGUUUUCUGUUUGGUUAUAAGCCUAAAUAUUAUAAGCUUUCAUUGCACUGUCUACGCUACCAUAUGAAUAUAUCUCCAUGAAUAUCAUAACAUCUAUAUUUACAUUCUCUA
Messenger RNA from Cucumis sativus (cucumber), 2904 nucleotides. RefSeq lists its product as uncharacterized. Lineage: Eukaryota; Viridiplantae; Streptophyta; Magnoliopsida; Cucurbitales; Cucurbitaceae. The record is from RefSeq and is a predicted model, not a curated record. The transcript has 7 exons. Bases 136 to 2361 code for a protein of 741 amino acids. Gene Ontology annotation, molecular function: cation binding.